ACGUCGAAGCGCUGCUCCCGGAGCCGCGGAGGCUGCGGGCUUGGCUGCGGCGGUUGCUGUGGCGGCGGUUGCUGUGGCGGCGGUUGGAGAUUGGAGAGAAAUCCAGGUACCCACUUGACUGGUACCUUCUGCCACCAUGGGGGAGCUUUUCCGGAGUGAAGAAAUGACACUGGCCCAGCUUUUUCUACAGUCAGAAGCUGCUUAUUGUUGUGUCAGUGAAUUAGGAGAACUUGGAAAGGUUCAGUUUCGUGACGCCAAUUUUGAGAAGAUUGAAAAUGAACUGAAGGAAAUCAACACAAACCAGGAAGCUCUGAAGAGAAACUUCCUGGAACUGACUGAAUUAAAAUUUAUACUUCGCAAAACUCAGCAAUUUUUUGAUGAGAUGGCGGAUCCAGACCUGUUGGAAGAGUCCUCAUCCCUCUUGGAGCCAAGUGAGAUGGGAAGAGGCACGCCUUUAAGACUUGGCUUCGUGGCUGGUGUCAUUAACCGGGAGCGCAUCCCUACUUUUGAGCGCAUGCUUUGGCGGGUAUGCCGGGGAAAUGUGUUCCUGCGACAGGCUGAAAUCGAGAACCCCCUGGAGGAUCCUGUGACUGGUGACUACGUGCACAAGUCUGUGUUUAUCAUUUUCUUCCAAGGCGAUCAGCUGAAAAACAGAGUCAAGAAAAUCUGUGAAGGGUUCCGAGCCUCACUCUAUCCCUGUCCUGAGACACCACAGGAGAGGAAGGAAAUGGCUUCCGGAGUGAAUACUAGAAUUGAUGAUCUCCAAAUGGAACACAGUGGUUCCACUGUACCUUCCAUUUUGAACAGGAUGCAGACAAACCAGACUCCCCCAACCUAUAACAAAACCAACAAGUUUACCUAUGGCUUUCAGAACAUAGUAGACGCUUAUGGAAUUGGAACUUACCGAGAGAUAAAUCCAGCUCCAUAUACUAUUAUCACGUUCCCUUUUCUAUUUGCUGUGAUGUUUGGAGACUUUGGUCAUGGGAUUUUAAUGACCCUUUUUGCUGUGUGGAUGGUACUGAGGGAGAGCCGGAUCCUUUCCCAGAAGAAUGAGAAUGAGAUGUUUAGCACUGUGUUCAGUGGUCGAUACAUUAUUUUAUUGAUGGGUGUGUUCUCCAUGUACACUGGCCUCAUCUACAAUGAUUGCUUUUCCAAGUCUCUUAAUAUCUUUGGGUCAUCCUGGAGUGUACGGCCGAUGUUUACUUAUAAUUGGACUGAAGAGACGCUUCGGGGGAACCCUGUUCUACAGCUAAACCCAGCCCUCCCUGGAGUGUUCGGUGGACCAUACCCUUUCGGCAUUGAUCCAGUAAGAGGACUUCCUUCCUAUAUACUAACCUCAAAUUUUUUAACGAGAAUCGUGGGGAUGGUAUUGGAGCCGUUCAAGGUUCAGAACUAUUUCAAGAAGCCCCUGAAUAUCUACUUUGGAUUUAUUCCUGAAAUAAUCUUCAUGACCUCUUUGUUUGGCUAUUUGGUUAUCCUUAUUUUUUACAAGUGGACGGCCUAUGAUGCUCAUACAUCUGAGAAUGCACCAAGCCUUCUGAUCCAUUUCAUAAACAUGUUCCUCUUUUCCUACCCAGAGUCUGGUUAUUCAAUGUUGUAUUCUGGACAGAAAGGAAUUCAGUGUUUCCUGGUAGUGGUUGCGCUACUGUGUGUACCUUGGAUGCUGCUGUUUAAACCACUGGUCCUUCGCCGUCAGUAUCUGAGGCGAAAGCAUUUGGAAGGGCAACCUGUGGAGGCCCCAGUCAGCCCAAACCCGAGCCAACAGGGACUAGAGGCAGCAGCGGCUGCAACAGGAACUCUCAACUUUGGUGGGAUCAGGGUGGGCAACGGACCGACAGAGGAGGAUGCUGAGAUUAUUCAGCAUGACCAGCUCUCCACCCACUCAGAGGACGCAGAUGAGCCUACCGAGGAUGAAGUGUUUGACUUUGGGGACACCAUGGUCCACCAGGCCAUCCACACCAUCGAGUACUGCCUGGGCUGCAUCUCCAACACUGCCUCCUACUUGCGGCUGUGGGCCCUCAGCCUUGCUCAUGCACAGCUGUCUGAGGUGCUUUGGACCAUGGUGAUCCACAUCGGCCUGAGCGUGAAGAGCCUGGCAGGAGGUUUGGCGCUGUUCUUCAUCUUCGCUGCCUUUGCCACCCUGACCGUGGCCAUCCUCCUGAUCAUGGAGGGCCUCUCAGCCUUUCUCCAUGCACUGCGCUUACACUGGGUUGAGUUCCAGAAUAAAUUCUACAGCGGGACCGGUUUCAAGUUCCUACCCUUCUCCUUCGAGCAUAUUCGGGAAGGGAAGUUUGAAGAGUGAGCCCCUGUGAGGGCCAUGUGCCCCAUGCUGCCCUCCCCACCUCUCUCCACAGUGAUCAGCUGUGCUUCUCUGCCUGUGGUUGUGAUCUGUGGGCACCAGCGCAUUCGUGGCACCCGUCUGUGAGUCAUUUAGAUAGAAUAGUCCUCCCUGGGCCUCCCAUCACCCUAGCUUUGUGUGUAGUGUAGUGAUUUUCUCGUGGUCACUCAUACCCACUGGGCACCAACCUUGCCUUCUUAGCUUCCCUCCAUCCAGACAGCCCUUCCCGCCUCCUGGUGGUGAGCCAGUCUGCAUUCCCACGCCAUCCCAAAGUCCUUUCAUCUUCCCCGUGCAUUGUAGAUGGAAGGAGCACCCAUGACAUUCAUAUCUAGACUUUGAGUUCCCUGCAUCCGCCACUGUAGUUUCUAGCAGGAGUAGUAGGGGGAAGCAAUACAGCUUCUCCCCUAGAAGGGGACGCUGGUAACAUGUCCCACUCUUGGGUUAGCAGGGGUGGGUCCAGGAAGGUGAUAUUUGCGUCCUUUGCCCACCCCCCUCUCGUGCUUGUUAAUCAGGCAUUCAGCUGGACCCAACUAGGCCAUCAUGAGUGGCUUCUCCCUGUCACCCCCAGGGGUCAUAGGCUAUCUAUCUCCCUGACCCCACCCUGCGCUCCCCCCCUCCUCUCUCCCUGUUCUUGUCCUGCACUACAUAGCACAGCCGGGAGUGCUUGGAACAGAGGCCUUGGCUGCUCUGCAGCUCACAGGGCUUCCCUCCCCCGGGAUUGGCUUCUUCUCAGGCCUUGCAUGGGCCCUGCCCACAAGCGCACCCUCAGGCCAAGGGUGCAGACUGAUGCUCUUCCCUGGUGGAGACCCUGAGAUCUUCCCCACCCGCAAUCAUGAUGGCUUCAGUGUGGGACUGAGGUCUUCUUGGUUCUGCCUGCAGCCUGCCUAGCUCUGCCCCCCAGUGCCCACUCCUCACCACACUGGCCCCAGGUCUCAGGAGGGGUGUCCUGGGCCGGGAAGGUCAGUGUCACUGAUGAUUUGCUGUUUGGAAGCCACUGGCAGGGCUGCCGUGCAUGUGGCUGUGAGGGCUGCACAGCCCUGCCAAGGGACCUCCUCCCUGUCACCCCGAACCUUGUAAUCAUGUGCUGGUGUGGCAGCCCCAGCUAAGUUAAUCCCCACUGCUUUCAGUGGUAGAAAGAAUUCCCUGAGUGGGCCAGGCUGGUGUCCUCCUCCCACCCUUGCUUUUCUGAGUGAGCUGCCUGGAGCCCUCAUCCCCUCUCUCAGGCUGGGCUGGCCCUGGGCGGGGCCACUGUGUGCUUGUCCACUGUGACCUGACCUGACCUUGUGCAGCCCCCUGCCCUGGUGUCCCGGGUUUUUGUGAUGAUCUUUGCUCUGUUUCCAGUGGGGUUUGAAGCAUAGUUCAGGGAACCCUGCCCAAGGCCCUCCUGUUGAGACAUUCCUAUGUUGAAUAAAGUAUGUUUGACUCCCCC
Molecule: messenger RNA, 3767 nt
Organism: Mandrillus leucophaeus (drill)
Lineage: Eukaryota; Metazoa; Chordata; Mammalia; Primates; Cercopithecidae
Gene: ATP6V0A1
Product: ATPase, H+ transporting, lysosomal V0 subunit a1
Exons: 20
Coding region: 137-2302 (721 amino acids)
Biological process (GO): vacuolar acidification; proton transmembrane transport
Cellular component (GO): vacuolar proton-transporting V-type ATPase, V0 domain; plasma membrane; vacuolar proton-transporting V-type ATPase complex
Molecular function (GO): ATPase binding; proton-transporting ATPase activity, rotational mechanism
Source: RefSeq, a predicted model, not a curated record